GAUUGUGGCGCCCAAACCAAUGGAUUUCUUCUGCCCCUCCAAUGCCCUGACUGUUUCCACUGACUCACCACAUCCAUCACGGCUUGACUCAAUUUGCCGGCAGCAGAGACUUAAAUCAGGAACUGUCGCCUGAUUUGGAGAUCUGCCAUUUCAAUUAUCCCCACCGCGAAACGAGACGCAAUCAUGGCUGACGCUGCUGCCCCCCCGACCGAGCAGGUCUCCAACCUGCACCUCGAUGAGGUAACUGGUGAGAAGGUCUCCAAGACCGAGUUGAAGAAGCGCCAGAAGGCCCGCCAGAAGGAGGAAGAAAAGAAGAAGAAGGCUGCUGAGCGCGGUCCUGCUCCUGCUCCCAAGAAGGCUGCUGGUGGUGCUGAGGCUGCCGAGAAGGACCUCACUCCCAACCAGUACUUCGAGAUUCGAUCAAGGAACAUCAACAAGCUCCGCGAGACCAAGAGCCCCAACCCUUACCCUCAUAAGUUCAACGUCACAUACGACCUGCGAAACUUUGUCAAGGAGUUUGGCCACCUCAAGUCUGGCGAGCAUGCCAAGGACAAGAUCAUCCAGAUCGGUGCCCGUGUCCACGGAAAGCGAGCAUCCGGCUCCAAGCUUCUUUUCUAUGAUGUCCGAACAGAGGGCGUCAAGGUCCAGAUUAUGUGCCAAGCGCAAGAGGUGCGAGAGGGAGCUCCCGCUUUUGAUGCCCAGCACGAGCACCUCCGCCGAGGUGAUAUCAUUGGUGUUAUUGGCUACCCCGGCCGAACUGCCCCUAAGACCAAGAUCGAGAAGGGAGAGGAGGGUGAGCUGUCAAUCUUCGCGACUGAGGUCGUCCUCCUGACUCCUUGUCUCCAUGCCCUCCCUGAUGAUCACUACGGCUUCAAGGAUCUCGAGCAGCGAUACCGCAAGCGAUAUCUCGAUCUUAUCUGCAACGAGAAGGCCCGUAAUGUCUUCAUCACUCGAUCCAAGAUGAUCACCUGGAUCCGCCGAUACUUCGACGAGCGUGACUUCGUCGAGGUUGAGACUCCCAUGAUGAACCAGAUUGCUGGCGGUGCCACUGCUAAGCCCUUCACUACUCACCAUAAUGAGUACGACAUGCAGAUGUUCAUGCGUGUCGCUCCUGAGCUAUACCUCAAGAUGCUUGUUGUUGGUGGCCUUAACCGCGUGUACGAGAUUGGACGUCAGUUCCGAAACGAGGGUGCUGAUCUCACCCACAACCCUGAGUUCACUACCAUUGAGUUCUAUCAGGCCUACGCUGAUGUCAACGACCUGAUGGACAUCACUGAGGACAUGGUUUCUGGCCUUGUCAAGUACCUUACCGGUGGCUACAAGACCACCUUCCACACCCAGACCGGCGAGAAGUACGAGGUCAACUGGGAAAAGCCCUGGCCCCGAUAUGAGAUGAUUCCCACCCUGGAGGAGGCCACCGGAGAGAAGUUCCCUCCUGGCGACCAGCUCCACACACAAGAGACCAACGAGUUCCUCAAGAAGGUCCUCAAGAAGAUGAACCUGGAGUGCACACCUCCUCUCACCAACGCCCGCAUGAUUGACAAGCUGGUCGGUGAGUUCAUCGAGGAGAAGUGUGUCAACCCCUCUUUCAUCACUGGUCACCCUCAAGUCAUGAGCCCUCUUGCCAAGUACCACCGUGAGAUUCCCGGUCUGUGCGAGCGUUUCGAGGCCUUCGUUUGCAAGAAGGAGAUCGCCAAUGCCUACACUGAGUUGAACGAUCCCUUUGACCAGCGUCUGCGUUUUGAGGAGCAGGCUCGCCAGAAGGACCAGGGUGAUGACGAGGCUCAGCUCAUUGACGAGAACUUCUGUACCUCGCUUGAAUAUGGUCUGCCUCCUACUGGUGGUUGGGGCAUGGGUAUCGACCGAAUGGUCAUGUUCUUGACUGAUAACUACACCAUCCGUGAGGUUCUUGCUUUCCCCUUCAUGAAGGAUGAUAAGCUGGAGCAGAAGAAGCUUGCCGCCGAGGUUGUUGGCAUCGAGCCCAUGCCUGAGGAGGGCAUUGCUCACAAGUAAAACGGGAAAACGGGAUUUACUGGGUUAACUGAUAAGUUGGAUUGCAUGAUUUUACGCUGUGACAACGACAUAAGAAUGGUCAGAUUUCCAGUCUGAUGGAAUUAGAAAGAAAAUAAAAUGCUUUUAUAAAACCAUGUUAAGAAUUCUUCUAAGAGUCGAGUGUAUCCAAGAUGUUCAUUAUAUGUGUCGUUUGGCUAGCUUACCAGCUUUCCGUUUCGUUAUUCUAUUGAUGCUAUUGGGUACCAUAUUGUACAAGAAUAAUAUACAUGCUGUUCUUCGGCA
Molecule: messenger RNA, 2295 nt
Organism: Fusarium odoratissimum NRRL 54006
Lineage: Eukaryota; Fungi; Ascomycota; Sordariomycetes; Hypocreales; Nectriaceae
Product: lysyl-tRNA synthetase
Exons: 3
Coding region: 184-2013 (609 amino acids)
Biological process (GO): lysyl-tRNA aminoacylation
Cellular component (GO): cytoplasm; cytosol
Molecular function (GO): ATP binding; lysine-tRNA ligase activity; tRNA binding
Source: RefSeq, a predicted model, not a curated record